CUCCAAUCGUGCACUUGGUCGGCGGUCAACAACAUGGACACAACAGACACCGUGGAUGCGCCCCUGACCAUGGCCGAGCAGCCCAAUGGGCCGCUAGCCAUCAACAAUGCCAGAACCGAGUUUCGAUCCAGAGCCGAGCUGGACCGAAUCCGCCGCCACAAGCAAGCGCAAAAAGCCUACGGACGCGGGCGCCGCAUCGAUGUCAAGAGCGUCAAGGACAAGAAGUUACGGCGCAAUCUCAUUAACCUCGAGAACAAGUACAAGACGGCUGCUCUGAAGGCGAAAGAGGCCGAGAUUUUGCUCGAAAACACAUCCGGCUUCUUGGAACCGGAAACCGAGCUCGAGCGGACAUACAGAGUUCGCCAGGACGAAAUACAGAAGGAGGUCGGCCUCGAGGUCGCACAGAAGAAAUUCGAGCUAAAGCUCGAUGCUCUGGGGCCUUAUGUCUGCGAGUACAGCAGAAACGGGCGGGAUCUGAUCCUGGCGGGGAGGAAAGGCCAUGUCGCGACUAUGGAUUGGCGGGAGGGCAAACUCGGCUGCGAACUGCAGCUGGGUGAGACGGUCCGGGAUGCUCGCUUCCUCCACAACAACCAGUUCUUUGCGGUGGCGCAGAAGAAGUACGUCUACAUAUACGACGCCAAUGGCGUUGAGCUCCACUGCCUUAAGAAACACGUCGAGGUCUCGCACAUGGAGUUUCUCCCCUACCACUUCCUCCUGGCGACAUUGAGUAUCAGCGGCCAGUUAAAAUACCAGGACACGUCGACUGGUCAGAUCGUCGCCGAGAUCCCCACGAAGCUCGGAACCCCUGUCUCCCUCGCGCAGAACCCACACAACGCCAUCCUGCACGUCGGCCAACAAAACGGCACCGUCACGCUAUGGUCACCAAACUCGACAGAGCCUUUAGUCAAACUACUUGCUCACAGAGGCCCUGUACGGUCGCUCGCAGUCGACCGGGAGGGGCGGUACAUGGUGUCGGCAGGGCAGGACAACCGGAUGGCCAUCUGGGACAUUCGCAAUUUCAAGGAGGCAGUCUCCAGCUACUUCACCAGGUCACCAGCGUCAUCCGUGGCUAUAUCGGAUACGGGGCUGACGGCCGUUGGCUGGGGGACAAAGACGACCAUUUGGAAGGGUCUCUUCUCAAAAGAGAAGCCAGUCCAGGAGAAAGUUCAAAGCCCCUACAUGGCCUGGGGAGGCGAAGGACAAUCAAUUGAGCGUGUCCGGUGGUGUCCGUUCGAAGACGUGCUAGGCAUCGGGCACAACCAGGGCUUCUCGUCCAUCGUGAUUCCGGGCGCGGGCGAGGCCAACUUCGACGCGCUCGAGGUGAACCCGUUCGAGACCAAGAAGCAGCGGCAAGAGGGCGAGAUCAAGGGCCUGCUGAACAAGCUGCAGCCCGAGAUGAUCGCGCUAGACCCCAACUUCAUCGGCAACCUCGACCUGCGGUCCGAGAAGCAACGGCAGGCCGACAGGGACCUAGACGCGCCAGCGGUGGACAUUGCGCAGGAGAUCAGGAACCGGGCCAGGGGGAAGAACACCGCGCUCAAGAAGUACCUGCGGAAGCAGCGGAAGAAGAAUAUCAUCGACGAGAAGAGGCUCAAGGCGGAGGAGAUGUACAAGGAGAUGCAAGAGAAGAAGGACGAGAAACACAAGGAGCGACAGGCCGAGCUGGGGCCGGCCCUGGCGAGGUUUGCCAGGAAGGAUUAGAAGAGAAUGAUACCCCAAUAAUGCAUUGGGCAUGCGGUGU
Chaetomium strumarium is the source of this 1741-nucleotide messenger RNA. Its product is annotated as WD40-repeat-containing domain protein. The record is from RefSeq and is a predicted model, not a curated record. NCBI's taxonomy places the organism in Eukaryota, Fungi, Ascomycota, Sordariomycetes, Sordariales, Chaetomiaceae. Gene Ontology annotation, biological process: maturation of SSU-rRNA from tricistronic rRNA transcript (SSU-rRNA, 5.8S rRNA, LSU-rRNA). Gene Ontology annotation, cellular component: nucleolus; small-subunit processome; 90S preribosome. The coding region runs from base 34 to 1701 and encodes 555 amino acids. The transcript is spliced from 2 exons. Gene Ontology annotation, molecular function: protein binding.